Molecule: messenger RNA, 2000 nt
Organism: Eufriesea mexicana
Lineage: Eukaryota; Metazoa; Arthropoda; Insecta; Hymenoptera; Apidae
Product: RUN domain-containing protein 1
Exons: 9
Coding region: 192-1943 (583 amino acids)
Source: RefSeq, a predicted model, not a curated record
ACGUGAUGAAGGUGGAAGACCGAACGUCGUGAUGUGUUAUGACAAAUAUCAAAUUUGUGGUAUCCAUAAAUAAAAGAAACGUCACAGUAUAUUCAGGCGUUCAUUUAUGUCAACUGUGUAAUCUUCAUACGGAGAUUCAUGAAUGCAAGGUAGGAUUUUAAAAAAAAGGCAAGACCGUAAACAACAGGAAAAUGAGUUCUGGCGAAUGUAAGGGUAGCGAGAAUGAGGAUAUCGAAAAUUCAGAUGAAAGUGACAGACCAUCGGGCGAAAGAUGGGCGCCCGUUGGUGCAAACGACGGUGAUAAUGAUUUCACCGAUGAAUAUAAAUAUGUCGAUAAUAUGGAGAAUUUAUCAUAUGAUAUGGAAAGGUUAAAAUUACUUGAAGAAGAACAGGAGAUGCUUAAUUCAUCUCUUAUAGCAUUGACUACUCACUUUGCCCAGGUUCAAUUUCGUUUAAGACAAAUUGUAGAUGCACCUGCAAAUGAAAAAGAAACUUUGCUCAAGGAAUUAGAAGAAUUUGCUUUUAGAGGAAUACCAGAUGUUCCAAAUAGUUUAUCACUUGAUAGCAGAUCAAUUACACCAACUUCUCCAAUGUCCUGCAAGCAAAGUAUAUCUGGAGUAAUAAAUGAUGUUGAUGUUGAAUCUAAAAUGGCAUUACAAAGAACAAAACAAAAAGAAUUAAUAUGUCAACUAAAAUCUCAGUUAGAGGACCUAGAAAAGUAUGCUUAUGAAACUGGUGAUGCUGAUUUACCACAAAGCAUGAUAUUAGAGAGACAGAGUAUUAUAAUCAACCAUUUAAAAGAAAAGUUAAAUUUCAAUGUUGAUGAUCUUUGUAAAUUACCAGUUGAUGACUUAAGAUGGCAAGUAGAUUAUGCUAUAAGUCAGAUUGUUAGUCCUUUGAAAAUGAAAGAACAAUUAGUAUCACAGUUAAAAACACAAAUUGCAGAUUUAGAACGUUUUAUAAAUUAUCUUCAAGGAGAAGUUAGUACAGAAACUUUGGCAUGCACCUGUGCUUGCCCAGUACAUACCAGUGGUACUGCUGGUUCUACUUCAUAUUCUAAACAUGCGUUUAACAAAAAGACAGAGGAAGAAAGUAGGACAAAAACUUUGAACACUGUUAAGAAAGUUGUAGCUUUGUUGCAUAUGUUCCUAGUAUCGCAAUUAGGAUGUGGUAGCGAACGAGUUCGAAGAAAUUUAAAAAAAAAUUCUAUACAUAAUUGGCGCGAUUUAAGAACAAGAUUGGAUAUUGCAGUGGAACAUGUUAUAGAAACCAUUGCCGAAACUGAGCGUCACCCGGAAGACGAUGAUUUCGUAAAUGAAAACGAUUAUGCUUCAGAUUCAGAUUCUAUGUCACAUUGCAAUGCCAGAGUAACAUUCGCUGUAAGGAAGCACCUAGCUACUUCCAUUCGUGAUUUAAUACAACAUGGUUUAAUGUCUGAUGCGCGUUCUAAUAGUGUAGUACCGUUUGUGGGAUGUUUUCCACAGAGAAAUCCCUCUGCCUCUAAUCUAAUGCAUGCAUGGGAACUAGUAUUGAAGUACUAUGAAAUUAAAAAUGGUCAUCGUUAUAAUUCUAGUCCAGCACAGAAAUUAUCUCAAAGUUUUAAUCUUGAUCUAGCAGGUGGCAGAAUUAUUUCUCCUAAACAGAGUCUAUUAACAACAAUUGGGAAUAUCAUUGCUUCGCACAGCCCGUAUAAAAGAAGUUACGACUCUCACUUCAAAGCAUUUAUAUGUGCAUCUCUAAACGCUAACAGACUUGUUGCUUGGUUAAAACUUAUCUUGCAAUGUCAAUACCUUCUUGAAAAUCAUUAUAUAUCGUGGAGUUACGUUAUAAAAACAGGUUUUCAAGAUGCAUUUCACACCCUCGACCGUCUUACUAACUACAAAUUUGAUCUACCAGUUGAUUUAGCAGUAAGACAGUUUCAGAAUAUAAAAGACGCAUUUUGAUUACGGUGAAUAUCAACGAUCAUAAUUACGGAAGUACAUAGGUACUUACUUUUAGAA